GGGCGACCGGGGCGGGAUAGGAGGCAAGCAGCCGUCGGGCACCUCCCCUCAGUGCUAACCCCCCCACCCCAGCCAUGGGGACGGCGUCGUCGCUGGUGAGCCCGGCGAGCGGGGUCGGGGAGGUGAUCGAGGACACGUACGGUGGCGGCGAGGCCUGCGAGAUCCCGGUGGAGGUGAAGCCCAAAGCCCGGCUGCUCCGCGGAUCCCUGCGGCGCGUCGGCGCCUCACGGCCCGGCGGCCUGAUCGGGGCAGCCUUCAAGUCUACGGUCGUGCAGGAGCUGGAGUGCGUGGCCGAGUACGAGCGACAGAAGGAGUACGAGAUCUUCCGCGUCAGCAAGAACAACGAGGUGGCAUCCAUGGUGAAGAAGGAGGCCAAGCUGGACAGGGAGAACAAGAGGCUACGAGCGGAGCUGCAGGCACUUCAGAAGACUUACCAGAAAAUACUGAGAGAGAAAGAAAGCGCAUUAGAAGCUAAAUACCAAGCCAUGGAGAGAGCUGCCACAUUUGAACAUGAUCGAGAUAAGGUCAAAAGGCAGUUCAAGAUUUUUAGAGAAACAAAAGAAAACGAGAUUCAGGACUUACUGAGGGCUAAACGAGACCUAGAAGCAAAACUUCAGAGACUCCAGGCCCAAGGAAUCCAAGUGUUUGAUCCUGAAGAAUCUGAUUCUGAUGACAAUUGUACAGAUGUCACAGCUGCUGGCGCUCAAUCUGAAUAUUGGAAUGGAGGAGCUUUGGGAAGUGAGCCAUCCAUGGGCAGUAUGAUGCAACUUCAACAGUCUUUCAGGGGGCCUGAAUUUGCUCACAGCUCUAUAGAUGUUGAGGGACCAUUUGCAAAUAUAAACAGGGAUGACUGGGAUGCUGCUGUUGCCAGUAUAUUACAGGUUACUCCUCUGUUUUCCCACUCUCUGUGGAGUAACACAGUGAGGUGUUUUAUUAUUAGCACUGAUGAGACUCAACCAGAAGUGGAAAUCUUCAUCAGAAACUACUCACCAAAACUUCAAAGAAUCUGUGAAACAAUGGGCUACUUCUUUCAAGUUGUUCAUUUUCCAGCAGCAAAUGAAAAUCAUUUUAAAGAAGUACGAAAAUGGGAAAUUGAAAAAAGUUCAUUAGUCAUUUUACUCCUACAUUUAACUUUGCCAAGUUGUUUGUUGGAAGACUGUGAAGAAGCCUUCUUGAAAAAUCCAGAAGAAAAACCCCGUCUGAUUUACCACAGAAUGGGUGAUGACAGAGUCAGCUCAGACUCAGUGCAGCAGUUAAUUGAGCAAAUUUCUCAUGUGAACAAAGCAAAGAGGAUUGAUCACGUGGGAGAUGUGGAGGAAGGAACAUAUGAAAUCUAUACUUGUGUGGAGAAGAUAAUUAAACAGGAUAUUUUGGGCUGUGAAAUGACAGAACUGGAAGGCAAAGAUUUGGGUAAUAAGGAAGAGUCCACUGCUCCUGAAGAAGAAGUUUUUGGAGAUGUACUGUGGGAUGCGCAUGAUGAACAGGAACAGAUGGAAGCUUUUCAGCAAGCCUCUAAUUCAACAUGUGAGCUGGGAUUUGAGAAAUAUUUUGAACGUCUAAAUGACCUUGUAGCAGCACCAGCACCAAUUCCACCUCUGCUUGUAUCAGGAGGACCAGGUUCUGGGAAAUCUCUCCUUCUGUCAAAAUGGAUUCACUUGCAGCAGAAGCAUUCACCAAACACUCUGAUUCUUUAUCACUUUGUUGGGAGGCCCAUGUCAACCAGUUCAGAAUCUGCAUUAAUAAUUAAGCGCCUUACUUUAAAGCUUAUGCAACAUUCCUGGUUAGUGUCACCUCUGACCUUGGAUCCUACUAAACUUCUGGAAGAAUUUCCCCGUUGGCUGGAGAAACUUUCUGCACGUCAUCAAGGCAGCAUAAUUAUAAUUAUCGAUUCUAUUGACCAAAUACAGCAAGCUGAAAAGCAUAUGAAAUGGCUGAUAGAUCCGCUGCCAGUGAACGUGAGAGUGAUUGUAUCAGUGAAUGUAGAAACAUGUCCACAGGCUUGGAGGUUGUGGCCUACCCUUCAUCUUGAUCCACUGAAUUCCAAGGACGUUAAAGCUCUCAUUAGUGCAGAAUGUAGCUCUGCGAAUGUUAAACUGACUAAAGAGCAGGAGAAGAAGCUUGAGAGACAUUGUCGUUCUGCCACAACUUGCAACGCUUUGUAUGUCACUCUAUUGGGCAAAACCAUUGCUCGUGUUGGAAGUGCAGGAAAUAUUGAUGAAACACUUCAGCAGUGUUUCCAGUGCCAAGACACAGUGUCCUUGUACAGGCUUGUUCUGAGAUCAAUUCAAGAAUCAUUGUGCAGUGACAAAGAGAAGGGGCUUUUGAGAGAGAUACUGUGUGUCAUUGGUGUUAGCCACAAUGGUGUGAGUGAAUCUGAGCUGAUGGAACUGUAUCCUGAGCUGUCUUCUGCAGUGCUAGCUUCACUCGUUCACAACCUGCACAAAAUGUGUUUGCUGACAUAUGGCUGUGGUUUGCUCAAGUUCCAGCAUCUCCAGGCUUGGGAGAUGGUGAGAUUAGAGUAUAUGGAAGAAGGUGCCAAUAUUAUUUCAGCCUAUAGACAAAAACUUGUGGACUAUUUCACCAUGCAACUAAGUCGAGACCGAGUGACGUGGAGAAGUGCAGAUGAACUUCCCUGGCUCUUCCAACAGCAAGGUGACAAGCAAAAGCUACACAAGUGUCUUCUGAAUCUCUUUGUAUCCCAGAACCUUUACAAAAGGGGACAUUUUGCAGAAUUGCUGAGUUACUGGCAGCUGGUUGGGAAAGAUAAGAGCUCUAUGGCAGCUGAGUAUUUUGACUCUCUGAAAGAAUAUGAAAAAAGCUGUGAGGGAGAGGAAAGUAUGAUCUGCCUGGCUGAUCUUUAUGAGACCCUGGGACGGUUUCUUAAGGACCUAGGUCUUCUCAGUCAGGCUGUAGCUCCUUUGCAGCGGUCUUUGGAGAUUCGAGAGACUGCGUUGGAUCCAGACCACCCAAGGGUGGCACAAUCACUUCACCAGUUAGCGGGAGUUUAUGUUCAGUGGAAGAAGUUUGGGAAUGCUGAACAGCUCUAUAAACAGGCACUGGAAAUCUCUGAAAAUGCUUAUGGGGCUGAACAUCUUCGGGUAGCCCGUGAACUUGAUGCUCUUGCCAUGUUGUACCAAAAGCAAAACAAAUAUGAACAAGCUGAGCAGUUGAGGAAAAAGUCCUUCAAAAUACGCCAAAAAGCAGCAAGACGAAAAGGCAGUUUGUGUGGCUUUGCUCUUCUACGUCAAAGAGCCCUGCAACUGGAAGAGCUCACAUUGGGCAAGGAUACAUCAGACAAUGCUCGAACCCUCAACGAGCUUGGAGUCCUUUAUUACCUGCAAAAUAAUCUUGAGACAGCAGAACUUUUUCUGAAGCGCUCCCUGGAAAUGAGAGAAAGAGUCCUGGGACCCAACCAUCCCGACUGCGCACAGUCUCUGAACAAUCUGGCAGCCCUGUACAAUGAGAAGAAGCACUACGAGAAGGCAGAGGAACUCUAUGAAAAGGCUUUGGACAUCAGGAGGAGAGCAUUGGCUCCAGACCAUCCCUCCUUGGCUUACACAGUGAAACACCUGGCAGUGCUGUACAAAAAGAUGGGAAAGCUUGACAAGGCUGUUCCUCUGUAUGAACUAGCUGUUGAAAUACGACAGAAGUCAUUUGGCCCCAAACACCCCAGUGUAGCGACGGCUUUGGUGAAUCUGGCUGUUCUUUAUUGUCAGAUGAAAAAGCAGACUGAAGCUUUACCUCUUUAUGAACGUGCAUUAAAGAUUUAUGAAGACAGCUUUGGUCACAUGCAUCCUCGCGUGGGAGAAACUCUGAAGAACUUGGCUGUGCUCAGCUACGAAGGGGGAGAUUUUGAGAAGGCAGCUGAACUUUACAAGAGAGCUAUGGAAAUAAAAGAAGCAGAGACUUUGUUAAUAGGUGGAAAAGCAAUUUCUCGACACUCAUCAAGUGGAGACACAUUCAGUUUAAAAAGUGCUUUAUCACCAAACAUUUUCCUGGAACAUGGACAAAGGUGAUAGAAACCUGCUCAAAGAAAAGGUAGUUUCUAUUGCUAUUUUUAUAUAAAACUAUUAAGAAAACUUAUUUUUCCUGGGUUAAAUUACUACUUUGGAACUUAAGACUGUCUUUGUGAAUGACAGGGAAACAUAUUUAAUCUUAAAAUCCUUCCACGUUAACUUUGUGGAAUGUGUGGUACGAAGUGAGAUUCUUCCACUGUGCACAGAAAUGUGUAUAAGGUACUUGCUUAAGCAAACUUACAUUCAAGAGACUUCUGCAAAAACAAUUGGCAUCCUUGGGAAACAAACAUAUCUUAAGAUACAGCUGUAUACAAGGAAAACUCUUUCGGAGUUCGGAUUCAACAACUGUAGCUGUUCAGUGAAAACACUUUCAGUGAGGAAUCUGAAUGAAAAGGAGCAUGAUGUGAUGCCUUCUUGUUAAACCUUUAAAUGCACUUCCACUAUUUAAUCUCAUUGAGUCCUUUGCAAUCCAAGAAUGCUUGUGUAAGCUGGAAGAAUCUACCGAUGCAAAAUAGCUUGCCAUCUAAUAAAAAGAUGCUAAUCAAAUCUA
Molecule: messenger RNA, 4566 nt
Organism: Coturnix japonica (Japanese quail)
Lineage: Eukaryota; Metazoa; Chordata; Aves; Galliformes; Phasianidae
Gene: NPHP3
Product: nephrocystin 3
Biological process (GO): kidney development; kidney morphogenesis; convergent extension
Cellular component (GO): ciliary inversin compartment; ciliary base
Molecular function (GO): protein binding
Source: RefSeq, a predicted model, not a curated record